This is a messenger RNA of Strongylocentrotus purpuratus (purple sea urchin), 870 nucleotides long. Its product is annotated as heme-binding protein 2. The transcript has 4 exons. NCBI's taxonomy places the organism in Eukaryota, Metazoa, Echinodermata, Echinoidea, Camarodonta, Strongylocentrotidae. Bases 224 to 844 code for a protein of 206 amino acids. The record is from RefSeq and is a predicted model, not a curated record.
UUAUUUACGCACGUUAUUUCGCCUAAAACAAAACAAAUAUAUAGACGAAGACAUUUACGUAGCCUUCUGCAAACACAAACAAGUGAUGUUGUAACUGCUAAGGUAGGACAAAUCUAUAAAAGCCCAGCGAUGUGUCUGUUCGACACCAUUGGGAAACCUAAGAUUGGAACGAGUACUUGACAGCAUUCAAUCUGAUCCUCAGCGUUCAAAGGCCACACCAACCAUGGCAAGGGUUAUAAGUACCGUUCUACUGUUGAUCUCCACACACAUGUGUCUCUCAGCUCAUGUUUUCACCCAAGACGCUCCAAAGUUCUGCAAGGGUCUAGAGUGUCCUGAAUUCACUACAAUCCAAUCGUCUGAGGGAUACGAGGAGCGCCAGUACAGUGAAUCUAAAUGGGUAAGCACUGAGAUAAUGAGCAUGAGUUAUGACUCGGCUUCCAGCCAAGGAUUUGAACGUCUCUUCAACUACAUCGAGGGAAACAAUGAACAGAAGCAAAAGAUUGCCAUGACUGCACCGGUCGCUACCCGAGUGAUCCCGGGCCAGGGCCCCGCAUGUGAGAGCAAUUUCACCGUAUCGUUCUUCAUCCCAGCAGAACACAGCGCUAACCCUCCAGCUCCUAGUGAUUCUGAUGUCUUCUUUACUACCAUCCCUGCUCAUCGUGCUUACGUCAAAUCCUUUGGUGGUUUCGCGUCUCAAGAUGACUGGAUCCAGGCUGGUGCUGAAUUAGGCCGUGCUCUCGACGCGUUACACUCAUACGAUAGUUCUUACUAUUACACGGCUGGUUAUGACAGUCCUUUCACCAUCUUUAGCCGACACAACGAGGUCUGGUUCAUCGCAAACUAAAGACUAACUUCAGUCAAAUGAACUUA